Trypanosoma cruzi is the source of this 1053-nucleotide messenger RNA. RefSeq lists its product as uncharacterized. The transcript has a single exon. Lineage: Eukaryota; Euglenozoa; Kinetoplastea; Trypanosomatida; Trypanosomatidae. The coding region runs from base 1 to 1053 and encodes 350 amino acids. The record is from RefSeq and is a predicted model, not a curated record.
AUGCGCCGUUUGGCUGCUGUCAAUUGUGGAGGUUGUCUGCCGCUGCUGUUGUUUUAUUGCCCGAAUCUCUCGGCAGGCGCCCUGUUCUCGUCGGUGCAGGGCAAACCGGGCCACUCCGACGACGAUGCACUAGGCGCAGAAGACUCGUUUAAGGCCGUUGAGGCUGCGCUGAAGGAUAAGCAAACAUCGAAGGACCAGGCACUACCGGAUGAAAUUGAUCCGGUAGCGUCAGCAGUGAACCAACGAAGAAAUCGUCGUAAAAGAAGCGUUGACUCCAUCUUUGGUGAUGUUCUGCACGACGCGCUGAGGUUGCGGGACAUGGGGCACAAGCCUGACGCCGACUUUGUGUACAAGCGGGCGCAAGAGCGGAUGUAUGAGGAGGAGUACGGCCACAAGCCUCCUAGCGCGAAGGACCACGCAGCGAAGUAUGUUCCAUUUCCACCUGAUUUAGGCCUUAAUCGCCUAAUUCCGCUAGAACACAUAAUCGGUGACGACCCGUGGCCUGCGCGCUCCAUCACGGCGCAGAACCCCGUCUGGACGCGACAGCAGGUCGAGGAGGAUCGAGUAAAGCAUGGCGGUGCCCAGCUCAAGGAAUGGGAGAAGAAGAUGUUUGGCCCCCGAGAGGGCUUUGACCCUUGCGGAGAAUUCAUAGACGCCAUGGAGGAGCUAGCAUACUGGGAAGAACGUUUCGUAAAGUUUGUCCGCGAGGCGCCCCUGCCACAGCGCCGAACAUUGCCACUUUUACAUGAAGUUUAUCGGUACAUCACACACAGAUUGGUUAGGGCGGAGCGACGCUAUCUUGGAACGCGGGAUGCGGCCCUGAAAAAGGCCCGUGCGUCGUCUUCCGUGUACAAAAUGACGGAAGCCAACAUUGAGCGUAUCCGGAGUUUGUACUCAGAGACCCACCGCUCCCUCUCGAGUCCCAAUUACGAUCCUGUUCGCAUGAAGAAAUCCUUGACCGGCCCUCUUCUACAGAUGAGUGAGUCCGAGUUUGAGGAAUGGAAGAAUGUGCGAAAACAUCAAAGGAAUCGUCUUGUGGCGGAAAUUGUGUGA